GCAGCAUUCCAGCAAGGUCGUGACGUAGAUAGGAAGCGACGGAGGUAGAGGCUGGCUUCACACUGUGCAUGCUCGUGACCUCAAUGUCAGCUCUGCUCGCUCAGAGGUUAGCCCUUUUCAGUGUGUUUAUAUUGUGCUUGCCGUAGGGAUGAUGCAUAGAUGAUCAUUUAUUUAUUUAUUUUGGGACAUCUUGCAUGUGAAUGUGCAUGGACGCAUAGCCAGGGCUGGGUUUUUUUUCCUCGUCCAGAAAAAAGGUUUUCCAGUUUGAAAAAAGUAAAAAAAAAAAAAAAUAUAUAAGCAAUAUAGCCUGAACAUCAGGCUGAGUAAUCUGCUGUGUUGAGAGCAUGUGACCAUAUAUCUGUCAAAGUAAAUAAACAAAAACCAAUCACAAAGGACAAUGCAGAAUCUGUCAGUGCAACACCCAGAGAGGAAAAGUGCCACCCUAAUAAACAAUAAAACAGCAAAGAAAGAUAUUUUCAGUUGCACCAAAACAAUGAUUUUUUUUUUCUAAUGACACAAGAACUUUAAAUACUAGUGUUCUAAUGAAGGUUGGUCAAACCAUGAGAUUACUUAACUGCUAGAAAAUGUUGUGUAACAUAAUGCAGUAGGUGUGCCACAUUCCUUGUCAACUACCACUCGGUCAUACAAAGAGGAUUCAAACAGAUUUAGUUUGUGUCUCUGUCAUCAUCUAGGUUUUUUGCAUAAUUGCAAGGACCCCUAAUGGUGACAUUGGCAAUUGGAGUUCGGGGGCAGGGAAAGGUGAGACUUACCUAAACCAGCUCCUUGUGGGAGCCGCCAUCUUCUUCCUGCCACUCUUCUUAAGCUUCCAGGAGCUAACGUCAGUGCUGUGCAGCAUUAUCGUCUAUGGAGGAGACCACGGGAGCUUAAUUUCUCUACAGCCGUCACUAAUGACUGCUGGGUGAAAUUACAAGACUUCUCGGCAGUAGCCUGGCCUUGUGUCAAGCAUUGUCAGGUGUAGGGAAAAAUACUUUAAAAAAAAAAAAAUAGUUCCUACUGAAAUCCCAACAUAGUCAAUCAUAGAAUUUCAUAAAGAUGUUAUCUUUAUGAAAUACUCAUUUUGGAGGGAUGUGGGAUGGGAUGACAAUGCCACUAAAAAAAAAAACUCCAGACACAUAAAGCCCUUCAGCUUUCUUAUGUACUUUGUUUUUGCAACCUCUUGCAUAUGUGACUGUUUAAAAGUGACAAUUUCUGUAGAAUUUGGGACAGAAACACAUGCCUGGCUGGCACUCAACAAUCCAGGGAGGUUUUCUUCCACUUCCCUUAGCUCCACAAUGCUAACAGAAGUGGCAGGUGCUAUGCUGGAGCACACCUGUCUUCCCCUAUUCCCAAUGAACUUUACUACAACUCAAGAAGUGUAGAAAAGCUGUGAUUGCUUAUAGCUUACUUACAGAGGUUUCUCAAUAAGAAGCUUCAGGUUGGUGAAUUCCUUUGCAUAGACUGAAAUAGGGUAGGGCUUGCUAAGGCUGUAGACAGCAAGUCUGUUGCUUUUGCAAGCAGUUUUUUUUCCCAUAUACACCAAAGAAAACAUACGGAAACGAAUACGGGCAUGUUUUUUGUGGAUAUAUCUACUAAAUAUUUUUUUUAAAGUCAAUGGAGUGAUCCUUUAACUUACUAAUGCAGCAUAUAAAUGCUACAGAGCAGCACUUUUCUAGUACUGCCCAUCUGCUUUGUGUCAGCUGAUCUGUGUUGUCUGGGCUCAUAAAGCCUUGAAACAGUGGGUUUAGUAUUAUGUAAAAUGAUUUCAAGAAAUAAUUGCUGGUCUGUUUUAAUGCAGACCAUAUUGAUCUUAAAAAAUAUAUAUCUUUAGUAAUAUAAGUGGAAUGCCAGUUGGCCUGUAGUUGGAGCAGUAAGAGCUUUUAAUACCAGCCUCCGAUAAAUAUUCUGUUUUUUGAUUCGUGUUCACCAUCUACUCUUACAGUAAGGCAGUUUCAUUUAAAGGAACACUAUAGUCACCUGAACAAUUACAGCUUAAUGUAGUUGUUCAGGUGAAAUCUAUAGCUCCCUGCAGGUAAUCUAAUGUAAACACUGGAUUUUCAUUGAUUGAUAGGAAUACCUCCAGUGGCCGUCACUCAGACGGCCACCCGAGGGACUUCCUAUCAUGUACAUAUCAGACGUAUUAAAAUAUGUCUGACGUGUGCAGGAGAGAGAAGGCACUGUGUGCACGCCUUCUCUCUCCUGCCUGUCAGCAGAGGAGAGGGGGCGGGCAAAGACCGCGAGCUUAGCUGUAAGUCAGCUCGCGGCCGCGCACAUGCACGGUAGUACGCUCAGGACUUCAUAGGGCGGCAUGAAUGCCGCCCUCUGAAGUAUGUGCGCAUGUGCGGCGAACCCGCGCAUGUGCACAAGGGAGCAAUGACGCUUCCGAAUGGAAGCGUCUGAUUGCUCCCUGCUCGUGCCCGCCUAUUUUGUCAUUUUGACGAAAUAGGGGGUGCGGCUUCACGAGGCUCCCGACGAGGUGAGUAAAAAGGGCUGCCUGGAGUGUCCCUUUAAGAGACACUGUAUGCAAUAUAACCAUUACAUCCAAAUGUUUUUUUUGUGCUGUCAGAAGUCUGUUGCCAAGUAUUUUUGUUAGUUUUACACAACAAAAAGGCUUUUUUCUUGCCAUCCAGAGUUCACACCAUUUGAUUUGAUAAUGUAGUAUUUACACUUCAGUAAUGCAUGUUUAAAUAAUGUCCAACUUGUAUAGGAGUUCCAGUGUGGUACUUACAUAGCUGACAUGUGUCUCCAUCAAGUUCAGCCUUUCUCACAUCUGCGCUGGGCCAUCCCAGCACUUGGUGCUCUAAGUCAAUCACCACCACCCAGCUUGGACAGAACUUAUAUGGAUAAUGCUGAAGUGUAAAUUCCUCAUUAUCAUAUUAUGACUGGAGAGGAAGCAGGUUAUGGUUACUGGGAGACCUCAAAUUUUUGUCAAAGUGCCAUCAAGAGGUAGAAUGAGCUAUAGUGUUUGUUUCCUAGGGUGUCUCUUUAACAAUCACUGCCUAUGUGAUUGCCAACCCUAUUUGUAGACAUUUUCGAAUUACACAUUCAAUUUUUUUCAUUUCUUUUAACUUUCUUUUUCUCAGGGAUAUUCUUGGCCAUCGUCAUGCUAUGUGCAGCCUGGGUUCCCCUUCGAAUGGGGAUGGGAAUAGGACAAUCAUUCACCCGAAAUAUGGGGUCACUGACUACUAAAAUGGCAGAAUACAGAAAAAUGUGGAAGCCAGUUGAGCCCAAGGACUGGACUGUGCAAUAUCAAGAGAGACACAUCCCUUACACUAAAUGCCAGCUAGUACAUCAUUUGCUUCAGGUAUGUGCAACUGUUAUAAUUGUCUAAACCCGGGGUAGUCAACCUGGUCCCUACCACCCGCUAGUGGGCGGUUUGGGAUUUUAGGUGGGCGGUGGUAGGUUCUGCAGAAAACGCCCAGUGUGCCUUGAUUGCCGUGGACCAAGGCCAGCAGGGGAGAUCCAUUCAUCUCCCCUGCCGACCCAUGCAGAGCCAGCCUUGCUGUAAGCUUUCUCGGGCUGGUGAGGAGAUCAAAGAUCUCCCUCACCGGCACGCUGUCACUUAAUUCCAGCAGAGGGAGGGAAGGGUCUGGGAGGCCCUGUGUUCCUCCUGCGAGCAGUCUGGUAAGAGUGUUGCUGCGCAUUACCAUGGCAAUGCUCUGUUACAGUGCUGUGCUUGCAGGAAGACAGGAGACUCAGCCUGCAGCAUUAGGAGCUGCAGACUAAAGUGAACAUGCUAUCACUUGUCCACCAGGGCUUUCAGCAUUAUGCCCCUUCUCUCUGGUAAAAGGUAAGAAGGGAGGGGUAGACAUUAAGAUAGAUUUUCACAGCAUAGACCCUGUGCACCCUUCACACACUACACCCACAAGCACAAACACAGACUGCCCCCUCACACACUCAACCCCUCACAUGCACUGCCCUCUCACACACUGCACCGUUCACAAACACUGAACCUCUCACACACUACACCCACAAACACAGACUGCCCCCUCACACACUCCACCCCUCACACGCACAGCACCCUUCACACACUCAAGCACACAGCACCUUUCACACACACUGCACCCUUCACACACACACACACACACACUGCACCCUUCACACACACACUGCACCCUUCACACAUAGAAUGUGACGGCAGAUAAGAACCAUUCGGCCCAUCUAGUCUGCCCAAUUUUCUAAAUACUUUCAUUAGUCCCUAGCCUUAUCUUAUAGUUAGAAUAGCCUCAUGCCUAUCCCACGCAUGCUUAAACUCCUUUACUGUGUUAACCUCUACCACUUCAGCUGGAAGUCUAUUCCAUGCAUCCACUACCCUCUCAGUAAAGUAAUACUUCCUGAUAUUAUGUUUAAACCUUUGUCCCUCUAAUUUAAGACUAUGUCCUCUUGUUGUGGUAGUUUUUCUUCUUUUAAAUAUAGUCUCCUCCUUUACUGUGUUGAUUCCCUUUAUAUCACACACACUGCAUUUUUCACACACACUGCAUCCUUCACACUCACACUGCACCGUUCACAAACACUGAACCUCUCACACACACACUACAUCCUUAACACACGAACACACAGCACCUCACAGACACACAUAGAAAAAAAAAGUAGAAUAGAAAAAAAAUGGAUACAUUUACAUACAUAUUUUUUUAAAAAAACCCCUGCUUUUUAAAGAAAAAAAAAAUUGCACUUGCACUUUAAAAUUAGUUACUGCGACACUGGUGGGCGGUAAGGAAAUUUUGCCAUCAACAAAGAUACAAAAGUGGGCGGUAGGUAUUAAAAGUUUAUCCACCUCUGGUCUAGACACUGUUUAGUUGUAUGCAUUUUGUAACAUUGUAAUUCUGAAGGGUUUACUCACCAAACACUGCGCUUUAGUGAAGAGUAAGUUGAAUGGCAAAAAAAUUAUUUUUAUACAUUAGCAGUUUAGUUUACAGUUCACUUUAAUUUGAUAUUUAAUGAAUAAAGCCUUCAAUGUUAGUUACUAUAUCAAUUUUGCCACUUUUACAAUGUGGUUGUUCAACCAUACACAUACACAAGCCAACUUAUCUAAGUAAUUAUUGUGGUGGGAUGCUGUCCUCAGUGGUCAAUUAUUGUAAUAUUUAAAAAAACAGGGCUUUGAAGUGGAACUUCUAGCUCUGUCUAGAUGCCCUGUCAAUCACUGUGAAUGGAACUACACUUUCAAGUUCUGCGCACACUGAUCUCCACUGACUUGAGAUCAGCAGGGCUUGCUGGCAUAAAAGGUACUGCUCCCAUGCAGCUAUUGCUAGCAAUGCCACAGACUUUACCUGUCUCUGUGAUGGUUGAUGCUGUGAGUGGCAGACUAGGUGUCACAUAGACAGGGAUAUUUAUUGGAAUUGGCACUUGGACAUACAAGUUCGCACUUCAGUGCUAAUAAAAUUGAGAUUUUUUUUUUUUCAUAAUGCCAUGUGAUGUCAAGUAUAACCUAUAGAACAGAAAGGAAGCACUUGUCUCAAUAUGCUCACAUCAAAUGUUUUUUUUUUUUUUGAGGCCAUAUUACAAUACAUAAAAUACAGUACACUCCACAUUAAAUAACUAAAGUAUAUAAAAACACGAACACUCUCCACCUUCGAAACCCUUUGCACAAGCCCCUCGAUCCCACCACACGCAAUCUCACUCCUAUACACACUACUAAUCACACCUCCCACCGAUGCUCCUCUCCCUUACUUCACCAGAUACUGGGAAAAAGAUCUAGGACACCCACUCACCAGGGAACAAUGGACCACAGUGUUUACGCUCAUACACAAAGCCUCUAUAGCCACCAAAUACCAGGAAGCAGGAUAUAAAAUGAUCUCUCACUGGUACCGAACACCGGAGAAAUUGUCAGCAAUGAUGUCCACCUGUGAACCAGAAUGUUGGAGAUGCAGGAAAGAACUGGGAACCCUCUUCCAUAUAUGGUGGACCUGCCCACUCAUCAAACCAUUCUGGACGGAAAUCCACAAAGUCCUAGAGACCGUAACGGACGCGAAGCUACAACUUACACCCGAAACCUAUCUACUCCACCUGACCCCGCUCCCCUUCAACAGAUACAAAAAAUCUGUAAUCCCGCAUCUCCUGAAUGCGGCUCGCAGCCUCAUUCCGGGACACUGGAAACGACCUACGGCCCCGACACUCAAUGAAUGGAUGAUCAGAGUAGAAGACAUCAGACGUAUAGAGGAGCUCAUCCUCUCGGCGACGGGACGCAUACAACGCUACCACGACACCUGGUAUCAUUGCUCACAAUGGCUCACCUCUGCCACAGCGCCGGGAGACGGGGACUUACAGCCCUCAGAUACAGAAGAAGAGCUGUCCCCCCGGGUCGGGGCAGGAGGAGCUGGGCCGAGGCCUGGGCUGUUCCCCGCCUAACCCACCCCUAACUCCCCAUACCUCAUCCCGCUUAACCUGAAACCACCCACACCCCCCGGUCCCCAUUCUUCAUUACCCCCCCCCUUGCCCCCUCCUGGGCGACUUCGCCCACCUACAACCCUUCAGAGACAAAACAACACAGAGAUGAAUAAUCAUGACACAAGACAAACAACACUCACCCCUCACUCCUCCUCCCCAAACACAGAUCGAACGGCAUGCACCGUACCCUUGUGUGUCCUGACGGGACAGGACCAUGACACACGACAGAGACAUACACAAGACAGCACGCCAGAGACAACACUCACGCUACACACAACACGACAACUACCGGGCCAGAAACCCCCAGCUUUCUCCCCCAGCUACCAGACGGCUCUGAGCGCAGCAACAUUUAGACACACAAACCAAUGCUGCCCACAAAUCCCACCCCACCCCCGCUCAUAACACUAACAGACCGGCUCCGAGCUCCAUGCCCGAAGUCCCAACAAAAGACCCACCCCACUGGACCUCACCAACGCAACCCAGGGCAUAUCCCCACUAAAUGAGACCUCCACAUGCAUACCCAUCUAACCGACGCAACCCCAUAUACUAAAGCAAUAUGAGCAGUACAACCUGUUAGGUAUACCUAAUCCACCCCCAAAAUAAACACCGAAUCACAUCCCCCACUAGAACUCAUAACUCUGUAACUUACCGCAAAACUACCCACACCAUACCACAAAUGUUGAAUGACUCAAAACACGCAACUGUUUCUAAAAAUUCUGUCCACUAUAUGCGCAUGGUCCGAUCUUCACUUGCCAUGACGAUGGGAUCAACUCAGUGAGUUAUCAAACCCCACGGCACUGGCAUACCCACGUACAUAUUUUAUAUUUUUUAUGCCUGAACCAUUACCUGCUCUGUAAAUUAACUGUUACCAUGUUAUAUUAAGAUGCCCAUGUACCUUUUACCUGCUGUACCCUUCUUCACACUGGCUUGUUACGCGAAUUUAAAUCAAAAUAAAAACUUUUGAAUAAAAAAUAAAAAUAAAAAAAAGGUAUGUCCAAGAAAUGGCCAUACAUUGCAGAUCAUAUUGUGUCCUGUACCGAGUUUCAUCAUAUGAUCUGCAAAUUGAAAUAACUUGACUCAUUUCAAACUCAAAAGCAAAUGUAUUCCAUCUGUCUAAUGACAGCACUAGUGAUGGAAAGAUAAUUGAAGAUAAUGCCAGCUUUAGUGUACUAUUAAUCUUGAUUUUAAUAACGACAGGAGGCGAGUAUUUUGCAUAAUCUUUACUACUCCAUAGCAGCAUAGACAUAUAGAUAAAAAAAAAAGGAACCAAUCAGAGACAGGCAGAGAGUAUAAGAUACACUUUCCACUGAGACACUUCCUCUUGAUAACGGCUGUCACGGCAAGGGUGCAUAAUUUAUUAUUACACUAUGGAAUAUUGCUAUUUAAUAUGACUUGUGUAGUUCAUCAAUAAUUUGACCCCUGGGUAGAGGACAAAUGGCAGAGAGAAAUUGCUCUUUUGAUCAAAAGGGGCUUCUGCAAGGUCUGAAAAGGAUUGCCCUCUUGAUCUAUCAAGGGCCCUGCAAGGUGAGACAUUUUACACUUGAGUCGCCUGUAUGUCUAGUUUCAAUGUAAACUAACUGACUUUGACCAUAUGGCCUGAAACUCUCAAUUGAUAGUUCAAUCCUUUGAUAUGGUAAUGGUAUUAGUUUCAUGAAGACCCUGGUGUUCCAGUAUCAUAUUCAAGAGAAACAUUAAUACUUACCCACAGCAUAAAGGAUCACAAACCUUAUUUCCAGCGCCGCGCGGGUCCUCCGACGCUGGCUCUGCCCCCUUUGUGACAUCAUCAAAAUGGACAAUUUUUUUGCCAAUCCAAUGCUUUCCCACAGGGCUAAAAUCGGCACAUGGCGGGGCCAAAUACCACUUUGGCCAAUCAGGACCUCCUUAUAGAGAUGCAUUGAAUUAAUGCAUCUCUAUGAGAAAAAUUCUGUCUCCAUGCAGAGCGUGGGGCGCUGAACGGCAGGGCUGCUUACUGUGCAGCCCUGAGCCAGGAAGCCCCUCCAGGGGCCAUCUAAGGAGUGGCCACCUGUAGGUGUCCCUAGGGGCAAUGUAAACACUGCCUUUUCUAUGAAAAGGCAUUGUUUACAGGAAAAUGCCUGAAGGGAGCUAUUAUACUCACCACAACAACUACAUUUAGCUGUAGUUGUUCUGGUGACUAUAGUGUCUCUUUAAUAAUUAGGCCUCAUUUUUAUUAUAUUUGGAAUGGAAUAAGCCUAAACAUGACUUGCACAACUUGGAUCGCUGUUAGGGCAUGUGACGUGUCUAUGGGAUUGGAAAAUAAUAACAAAUUCAUAAAUGCAAUUAUUAUUUCUGUGGCGGGUACAUAAGAGAAGAUAGAGCCAAAUGCUUCCAUUUGGAUUGACAUUGGUCUUGAACAAGGGAGGUGGUCACUUAUUAUUUCUAUAGGUACGCCUUAACUUCGCCCCUCCCUGGGCAAGACUUGAUAAUCCACAGGGUAUAUAUCCAAUGAUUUGGAGGGGUGUUGGUGUACUUGCUUUGGGGCCAAGAUCUAAUUUUGAUUGAGUCACCAUCAUCCUUCCUUGCCAGAGACCCCCUGGGCAGAAGUUUUACUUUAAAAACCUAAGCAAGUAAUUAGGACUUCUGUUAUUUUAUCCUUUUUUUUUUUUAUCUGUUGUGGGUGUAAAUAAUUUGUUUAUCAUAUAUUUUGUGUGCACUGUAACUAUUUUUUGCUCAUAAUAAACAUUAAUUUAUUAAGUCCUGCCUUUGUCUGGUUAAGAAUCACGCUACCUGAAGAGACUAAUUAGUAUUUUGCAAUUACAUAGAUAUUGUGCUGAUUAAUAUUUGGUGGGUUUUUAUUACUGAUUUACCCGGGGAACCAAGGCAACAUCACAAAUCACACGAUCAACUGAAGAACCAUACGGAAUAACGAAGACAGUUUAAAUUCCAGGAAAGAUGAAGUACCGUUCAAUUCAUUCAAAACUGGGAACUACGAAUGAUGUAGAAGAUCUUUGUGUCUUUUAAGCGGAAAAAGAGCAUUUUAGUGAUAUGAAAUGUAAACCUGAACAAUAUGAGUAACCCUCACAUAAAAGGUCAGAAAUUCGUCCACUUGACCCAUGAAUAGCAAGCUGAGAGGUUACACUUCCUCGUCCCAGAGUAUAUCUCUAGCCAUUGACGAUAAGUCAUCGGCGCAUCAAACAUCCCCAAAAGACUCCAGGCCACUAAAGAGAGAUGAACUUCUUUUAGCAUGGGAUAAGGAUUCCCCAUGGAAUCCAUGAGUAUCAUCUGAUCUUCUGUUAAUAGCGGAGGGUCCUGGUAUGACAGUGCGAGGAGAUCUGGGGACCAAGGUUGACUCUGCCACUGGGGCGUCACCAGGGGACUUUCCACUUCCAGCGAGCUGAUGUGGUGAACCACUCUCGCGAAUAUAGCAAAGGGGGAAAUGCGUAAGCCCCUUUGGUCAGCCAUGCCUGCAGGAUUGCAUCUACCGCUGCACCCUCUGGGUCUGAUAAUCAGUUAUAGAAAGUUGGCGGUUGGCGCUAGAUGCGAAAAGUUGAUCGUGAACGGACCCCUCAAGUUGUUCAGUGUUGCUAAUAUGUGUGGAACUAGGUGCCAAUCGUUGUUGUCCCUCCAGUGUCGAGAGGUUUCCCCAGGAAGAUGUUCCGCCAUCAAUGUGGUAUUGCAUGGUAGGCAAUAGUUGAAGAUUUCCUUUGUGAGGUGCGUCAGUGUCUGAAAACAAAUGCCACCUAAGUGUUUUGAUGUAACGAACUGCAGAAAAAUUGUCCAGCAGGAUACAGUAAUCUGAUCUCCCUUUCAUCAGAUUUCGGAUAGCCGAGGCGCCUGCCAACAAUUCCAAGCAUGUAUACCGUCAAGCCACAUUGUCGGAUUUCUUAUGUCAUGGGUACAGGUGAAAGAAGGUGGUUGCGAUUCUGGUCGGAGAGUAGAAUGUCUUCCAGGUAAGCCGGGCAUAGUAUGCCUUGACUUCGUAAGUGAGCCAUCACUGGUUUCAGAAACUUUCAUACAGCACUGUGAUGCCGAACUGAGCCUGAAGGGGAGGCAGGUGAGUUGCCAUGGUGUCCCAUUCCAGAGGAACCGUAAGAAGGGACGACUGCCGUUGUCUACUGCUACAGGUGGGUAAACCAGUCUCCUCCUUGCCAGAGGUGCCGCAAUUGAAAUGGUGGUAUGUAAAAAUGUUUAACCAGGAAAGAGGCAUUCAGAUAUUUUCUGGUUUCCAAGUGCAUCCUAUUGAUGUAACUUUUACCCAAUUUAAUGGUAUUCAUUUUAUCUACAUUGAAGGGCUGAGUCAACUCUGCUUGGGAAAUGAAACUGUGACCCCCAAGGGUUAAGCAGAUUCUUCUGACUAAGCAUUAGCAUUCAUGAAAGGCUCACCAAAUGAUUUAGUCGUGCCUGUGGGCCCAAUUCUUUAGCCCCAAUGUUUACCAUUUUGCCAUCAAUUCAGAAUAAGGCUGCCCAGCGUCUCUCUGAAAAGAGGGCCACAUUUGAGUUGCCCAGGGAGCAAAACACCUCUGAGUAUACUCACAAACAUCGUGCUCUCCGUCGCGCGUUGUCUGCUGAAAGGAGUCAGCCUGGGUGUAUACCUCAUCCGUUAGGGUCAGAACCCAGGCAAGUGGCCCGACGGCAUCGAGGAGCUUAUCCUGGGGUCCCUUGAACCCUUUCUCGACCCCUUUCCUUGGGUCUCUACCCCCUCGUGCCAUGAAUGCCAGCAUCAUCUAGUCCAAUUCUGGGGUAUAGACGACCUUAUCCGGAGUUCACUCUGAUCUCAGCCACUUGCGGAUUUCCUUCUACAGUGCCUUUCGUAGCCAGAAGUGAAUGUGUCCAGUCUCCCGAGCGUGGGUGGCGAAUGUUUCUCGGGUCCAACAGCGUUGGCCCAUGGCGUCAAAAAAAAUUAGUUUAGUAAAAUGUAAAUGCAGUAAAUGCAGCAGCUAGCAUAAGCUGGGGUACAUUUAUACAUCAGAGGCUCACCCCUGUUUAAUUGCUAACAACCGGCAAGCGUUAAAUGGCCCCCUGCGGAUCUCGCGAGGCACAAUCCAAAGUGGUCACGGUAAAAAACCUGCAAAAUGUGUUCGCAGGAAAUGUGGCGAAUGGUCGCUUGAAAUAAAGCGAACAGAGACAGAACAGUAAUACAGGAAAAAACAAAACAGAGGAAAAACGAACACAGAAAACUUGUAAACGAGUUAGUUCACGAAACAAACAACCCAAAGGGAAACUACCGAACGCCGAGGAUAUGCGUUUGGGAGUAGAACAGUCCAAAGGGUCAACCAGGAAUUAAUACAAACCACCGAAUGCGCAUUGGUUUGAAUACGCAUUCGGUAGAUUGAAGGAUGAAAAACAGGCGUAUGCAAACGCAAGAAACCCAUGCGAACGCCUGACAGAAAAUACAAACCACCGAGCGCAAAUAGAUAUAUGCGUUCGGUAGAUUUGAAAGGAGAGAAUAGGCGAAUGCGGGCACACAUGUAAGCGCGCAAAUGCAGAAACCUGACAGGCGGGAAAUCUCCACAGCGCCACACGAUCUGUGGCGGUGGAAGAGUGUCUGUGGAGUGGUGAGCGUAGCCACAAGGAGAACAUUUUAUGAGAGGGGCUUACCCUCUAAUAAUGAAAUCAGUAUUAUGUACUGACAUAAACUGUAAAAUAAACUGAAAACGGACAGGAAGCAGUAUAAAUAUCAGUAUUGGGCUGAGUUUAUGAGAGGGACUCGCCCUCUAAGAAUGAAAUCAGUAUCAUGUACUUACAUAAACUGUAAGAGUAACAAAAAACCGACAGGGAAUAAAGGGGAUAAAGUAGGCACACAGACAUCCCAAGUCUAUACCUUACAAAACAAAAAACCAGCGUCCCCACUAUCGGAUAAAACCCUACAUAAAUACAUAUACAGUAAGAAAAGAAAGAAAUCAAGUUACACAGCUGAAAAGAGACUUGCGUCCAAGUUCAGCCUUCCUCACAUAUGUUUUUGCUGUUGAUCCAAAAGAAGGCAAGUAAAUAAGUAAAAUUAAGUAAAUAUAAAAGACAAGCCAACAAAGUGUAGACACACAAUAUUCUGACCUGACUUGUGAUGGAGCAGCAAAGAAAGAGGAAGUGACUCCAUGGAAGGCAUAUCUUAUACUUUCUCCAUUUAAAAAAAUAAAUAAAAUUUUUUUAAUGUCUUUGCUGCUAUGGAGUAGUAAAGGAAGAUUGUGCAAAAUAUGAAGUCUCCUGUCAUGUGAUACAAUUUCACUAAUGGAAUAGGUCAAAAGGUUGUUCACCUCUGACCUACUCUAUCUAUAUCACAUGCAUUGGUUGGAGCAGUUCCUAAUGAUUCCAAACUCAGUCAGCCUGCUAAAAACGUUGUGAGUCGGGAAGCAUUUAAAAAAAAAAAAAAGUUUUGUACUGCUUUACCAUGUACCGGUUCACAUUAUGAAACUCAGAGGUUCAGUGCAGUUGCCUUCCUAUGUCUGCCUUUUAAAGUGCUCUGAGCAGAUACAGAACCAGGUGUUUGGAUUUUGUCAACACUUAGCCGUUGCAAUUAGACAUUUUUAAAAGAGGCUGCAAUUCUGGCAUUCUGCAUUGGUAUAUCAGUCUGUGGAAUAUCUGAAGUCUGAAGGCUAUUCUGUUUGGAUCCCGGUAACUCUGUGCAGUUGGUAAGGAGCUAGCAAUCAUGCUUUCUUUUUCAUCUAUUCAUGUCAUGUUUUUUGGUGCUAUAGUUAUGCUGCAUUAAUGCCAUAAUAUAUGUUAUUAUGCUAGUACUACUGUUGAUUUUGAUUUUGAGAUAUUUUCUCACACAGUGGAUUUUAAGAGUAUUGUAACUUUUUUUUUAUUUUGCUGAUUCCUUAGUUUUCUUUCUUCCUGAUUCAAUUCUAUUCUCUAUUUUUCAGAUUUUCUGUUCAUGUGUAUUAUUCAGGUAGGGCAUUCUUUCUUGUGGAUGCUGUUGUAGGAGUAUUUUUUUUUUCUAAUGAGCAGAUUAAUUUGGUUUUAAAUAUUAGCUGUUUCCUUCAUGGCAUCUUCAUCUGUUCUAGAAUAGCAGCCAGAUUGUGUGGUCAACAUCCUGCCCCGGCAUCUCCAGAUGUUGUAUUCUUUAUUUGCCAGGCAGUAGCAGGAGUCAUGCAGGCAGCCCAGUCUCAGAAGACACUCCAGCUGGGACCUUGGAAGACCAGAUAGUAAUUUCUGAGCAGGAAUAUGAGAGGGAUUAUGCCAGAGAGAAGAAGAUUAUCAGGAGCCACUGUCGCCGUACUUACCCAAUCGACAUGCUGCUCCAGCAUAUCUGUGCUCCCAAAUGCGCCAAUCAUAUGCCAAUAUGACACCUAUCGUCAUUUCCAGUUAUAGGAGAUCCACGUCAUCACUGCAACCUUUUUACUACACGUUUUGGGGUCGCAUGGGUGGACCAAUCAGAGUCUACCUUUGUAUAUAAAUGAAGUUUUAGCCCCAUGGUCAUUCCCCUUUUGUAGAUACCUCUUUGUUCCUCAUUCAGUGCAUUAUAGUAUUAUUAUUAUUUUCGCCACUUAUCAUUAUACGUUAAACCCGGUCAUUCUAAACUUCAUUAAUAUGUUCUUUUCUGUUUUCCUAUCUCUGACCAUAGAAUUGCAAGUUGGGUAGUGUAUUUGUGACAGUCUCUUACCAAGGCAGUGUGGAAAACUUAGCCAAGAAAACACUCUAGAACAUUUUGCUAACCUAAAAAAGAAAGAGCUUGCUUUCGUUUCACAUGAGACCUUAUUCAAGAAGAAUUGUUAAAAGUAAAGAAGCGAGUGUGUAUACAGGGGAAAGUGUCUAAACUUUAGCCCUUUUAAGCAAGCUCCUUCAGAUCAUGGGUUACCCCCUCAAAGGUAGUUGCUGCUAUAGUAGGGCUGGCCAAAAGAACAUAUUUUCCUGUUGAUGAUGCCAGUUCUCUGAAAGAAAAUUUGGGGAGGCUAAUUUUUACGAACCUCUGAUUUAGCAGUAGGUGCAGGACUCCAUUCAGUGGCAGCAUUUACUUCUCCAAGGCCCUAGUGUAUUGGACAGAUGAUCUAGCAGAAGUCAUCAGGGAAGGUAUUAGCAGAUCUCAACUUGUGGAAGCAUCCGUGGCUAUGGAGGAAGCUAGUCGAAGAGCUCUACAGUUGGAAACAUGGGAAGACUGCUUUUAGCUCCUGAUUUCUAUAGUGUUCCAGUUUGUCAGUACCAACCAGGGAAGCAGUCCUACUAAAAUCAACCAUGAAGGCGCAUCUAGAUUCCAACUAGUCAUAAAAGAUGUGAAAAGGAGACCGUUUCAUCUACUCGUUAGUAGAUUGUUAACAUCUUCCCUAACAAGGUCUGCCGAGAGCGACUUGGUCUUGUCAGAACACCUUUUAUUUAUCAAUAUCGUCUGAAUGCCAAAUGCAUAAUUUGGGAAACCGCCUAGCUACUGCUGUUUGUUUUCCAUUUCUUGUGAUUUAAAAAUAUGUAUAUAUUUUCAGCAGUUUGCUUAUAUAUGCUUGGGCAUUUCCCAAGUAAAGUGCUGCCAUGUUUGUGAACGGAAUAAAUUAAUUCUUAAUUAAAGUUAUAUUCCUUUUCUGAUAAUGAGCAAUGGCAAAACUGCAGCUUUUUUAUGUGGCUUGGUUAAGGAAAUUCAUGUAUUAUGCUUAUAAAAGGUAUUUAUAGAUUUAUGAUUAUAUUUCCUUAUGAAAGCGAUAUGGUUCUGUUGCACAGCUGUCUUACUAUUCCCUCAAAAAAUUAUAUAUAUUUGUUAUUAUUUAUUUUUUUGCUCUAGCACAUUGUGCAAAUAUAAACCCUUGAGGGGUUCUAUUAUUAAAGAAAGACCAUCUAAUUUUACUGUCCUAGAAAACUAGGUUCUCUUACAGGAAUAGGGAUGGGAUCAUUGAGAUAGAAUGGCUUGAAGCAGUUGUCAUAUUUCACAUUUAGGUGUUUUCUCUUGGACAUAUUAAUUGGUUGAAAUAUCCUGCCCUACAGCUGCUGACCUUCUUAGGUUAAAGGGCAAAUCUAGUUGGAUGUAAAUUGAACCCAGGUGUCAUUGGACAAUUUCAUUAACUACAAUAGGUUUUCUAUAGUAUAUGGAAUAUAUAUAUAUAUAUAUAUAUAUAUAUAUAUAUAUAUAUAUAUAUAUAUAUAUAUAUAUAUAUAUAGUAAGAGAUUAAUUGCAUACAUAGAGGUAAAUAGACAACUGUGAGCCUGUAUUAUUUAUUAUUUUUAUUUUUUUAAAGGAACACUAUAGUGUCAGGAAUACAAACAUGCAUUCCUGACUAUUGCCGGGAUACAUGUUUAUCCCGCGGCACCCCUCUGUGGAGAUAAAAGAUUUUUCACUGAAAAGGCAAUGUUUACAUUGAAACGCCUGUAGGGACAGGCUAUAAACACCAGAACCACUACAUUAAGCUGUAGUGCUUCUGGUGACUAUAGUCUCCCUUUAAUUUUACCACUUAUGACUGUGCAUUUAACAUCUAGUACACAUGAAUACAUUUAAGGGUAUAAACUGAUGUGUAAAACAAAAACUAGGUUGUGAAAUGUUUACCUCAAUAUGUAUGUGCACCUAUUUUCAUAUUUAACUUAAAUAGUCUCAUAAUGUUCCACAACUGAUGCUGCAUUAUACAUUUAUUUGCUAAAGAGUGAAUCGUAGUGAAUUGAGAAAAUACUCUCUCUUUACUUGUUUUGAUACCCAUGGACAAGGCAUGAUCCUGGCCUUCAACCACAGAGAAGUUAUGAUGUAACAAGUAUGAUAAAGGCAGUGGGUGUUGGUAUAUUUGGUACACUGCUAAUUCUAGUGGCUAUGGUGGUGUAGGAUACCAUCUCUGCAUUCUUUAUUUACAGACGUUAUUGAAACUGGCGAAACAGCUUUUUAAAAUGUAGCCCUUUCAAUCAAAAAAAGCCAGGAAAUACACUUACAGGAUCUCAUACCAGUAAGUAAUGUCAACAAACGUAAUGUACUGACAUUAGAAGAACUCAUCCGUAUUGCUCCUUGUAUUUGUGUUGUUUAAUGCUAGUGCACAGAAACCUGUACACUCUGUGUUUUGUUUUGACAAAGCUUUGAUAUGAGUUCUUGAAAGUGUGGCUCUUCCCUGUCCCUAUGCAUAUAUAAAUAACUGAAGGUUUGUAGUAUUACUCCAAUAGCCAUUAAAGUGUAAGCUCACCUGCCAUGUUACGGCAGGUAACUUUAAAAUAAAUAAAUAAUUUCCCUAAAGUUCCACUUUAUGGAUAACUGGUAAAGCUAAAUAAACUGUCCCUAUUAUUUUUAGGAUUUUUACUCUAUUGAAUCUGAGAAGAACUCGUUUUUGUCAUUUGUGGAUCAGCUGGAGAUUUCACUCCUUCAACCUUAUCACUCCAUCUUAGAGAAACUUCAGGUAACCUUUCAAUCUAGUCUUUUAUUUAAAUACCAAUCUCUGCAGCUGAGGAUAAGUAAGUGUAUUAGGCGUAUCUUUAUUUAUUGGCCGUACUAUAACUCACUGGCUAUAGCUGCAGUUUCUGGAAGAUGCCACUCCCCCCCUCCCCCCCCAAGGUCAUGUUAAACUUUCAUCCUUUUGAGUCCAUAAAAGAAGUGCCAUCCAGUUCGAUAAUGAUGAUGGAUGUAUGGAUGAUUUGAAAACUUGUGAGGUUAAUUUAGUAUAAUUAUUUCUCUAUAUACUUUCGUUUAUAGCUCACUGUCAAUGCUGCUUUAAUGUGUUUUCAGUGCAAGAGGCACAUUUGUUUUAAAAGUAAAAUGUGCAAAUAAGUAUUGUAACAGUUGUUAAUCUCUGAUAAUCUGUGUUCAGUGCAGACUUGAUAUAUAACUAAAGUGAACCCCGGCUAAUGUAAAGCAUUACCAUACUAUGAGCAUGGAGUUUACGAGAGACAUUACACAAGGUCUGCUUCCAGCAGAGAGAGAAAGACCACAGGUUGUCCACACUGAAUCACUAGGGAUAGGCAUGAUGACCUCACCUUCCUAACCCAAAGGAUUAAACUAUAUAUAAUUAUGUGUGUGUAUGUAAGUUAAAGUUUAUAUACAGAAACAAAUGUAAGCCCCAUCCCACCUGCUAUACACCAAGGGUGCCCAAAAGGUAGAUCCCCAAAUGUUGUAAAGCUACAACUCCAAUGAUGCUUUGCAUGCCUUUAGAAUGACAAAGCGUCAUGCAAGUUGUAUUUUUAAAACAUCUGGGGAUCUACCUUUUGGGUACCCCAGCUCUACACAAUCUAUAUCCCUUAUCACAUAAUAAAUACCUUACACAGCACCCCUGUAUAUACCCAGCACACACUACAUCAAGCUUUAUACCAUUAUCCUAAUACACUAAGGAAUGUUGAAAAAAUUUUCAAUAAAUCCUCAAAUUAUCACAAUUUAUAUGUUGCAUACAUUUCUAUGGUGUUUCAUUUUUUUUUUUUUUUUGUAUCUACUGGAUGCAGAUUAGAAACACUUUCUUCUGUUUGUUAUUCACUAUUGCUUGUAUUGUCUCCCUUCAAGGCACUGUAUGAUCCUAUUAAUCCAGAUCGAGAUGCUUUGCUGGAAUCCAGUCUCACAGACUCUGAGAAACUAUCCAAAGAAAAAGAGGUCUUGGAGCAUCUGCAGCCAGUGCUGGAUCAGGCGAAUUUCAAUGUUUUGUCAGAGGAUGCUCUGGCGUAUGCCCUCAUAGUGCAUCAUCCUCAGGAUGGAGUACAGGUACAAGAUUUAAAACUAAAUAAAUAAAAGUUGACAGACUGUAGAUUGCUUCAUUUGUUUUUGUGGCACAUAAUAUAACACUUUGUCGAGAAUAUUCUCACCUGUUAUUUUCUUUUGGGGAUGUGAUUGGUUAUGUUCUGAACAUGUCUGCUUUGGAACAUAGAGCUAAAAUAUUGUAUGUGUAAUCUUUCUUACAUUAAACCAUGAGAGCAUAUACAACUUUUUUUUUGAGUUUGAGAGAAAAUUGAAAUUGUAUUGCACAUAAGUUUACAGAUGGAAUAGGGUUAUACAGAUAUAUCAUUCACAUCUCUUUAUCUUAUUUAAGAAUUAUUUGUGUGUCUUUUUUUUAUAUUGCUCACAAAAUAAAAUUUUAAAAUGCUUAUUCUAUUUUUAGGUUCAGGUUAAUCUUGAUAAAUAUGAAUAUAUCAAAUACUGGGCCCUCGGACAGCGGUUGGGACCCCUAUCAAUGCAGUUAACUACCAAGACCCAGGAUUCCAUCUUCUCUAGGUCUCCUCGCACCCCUCCAGAAAGGCAAGACUCAUUUCUGGGUGCUCUUCAUGUUCAAUGUAAAUAUAGACUGUAAUUAAGAUAAUUUACAUAAAAAAUUAAUAUAAUAACUCUGACAUCUAGUUUAUAUAGACUUUAAAUAAAUCCUGUUUAAGUCAAAUGUUUAAUGUAGGGUUCAAGCAUUGAGUACAUAUAUACAUUAAUUGCGACUGUCUCCAGUUAUUAGGUAAGCGCGAUAAAUGGUGGAAGAGAUAGAGGGAUACUUUUGUAGACUGAUUUGUAAAAUGUACCCUUUCCUCUUGGGAAACAAUGGGGGUGGAUGUUAGUUUUACAGGCCUGAGCAACACUAGUUUUCAAUGCUAUUAUAGUAGUAUUGUGCAUGCCUAGCUGAAAGUGGGGAAACCUAUCAAGGAUAAGAAUUUCUGGCAACCACUUUAAGGAAAUACCUGUCACUGAGAUAAUAGUGUCUUGGAUGCUAGACAAGAGCAGUAAGGGCAGGUCCAGAAGGUAUGCAAAUGUAUGCCAAUAGUUUUACCACAACACCAGUAAAGAAGGAAUAAUGAAAGAGACAUACUCAAUGAGCAUUGAGGUGUGAAAUCUCAUUAACAGUUUACAACGUGCUGCCCAAUGAGAUAGGAAUAGAAAGGUCUAAUUCUCUUGUGAGAAUUGUUUGCAUAACUCUUGCUCCCAUUUGGCCAUCAGUUUGUCAGUUCUGGAGAGAUUUGCCAGCAAUCUAUAACACAAUGAAAUAGGUUUAACUUUUUACUGUUACCUUACAGCUCUGGUUGCAGCUGAGUUACCAUCUGACGUAAUAUGUUCUUAACCCUAAAGUUAGUAAAUAGUUUUCUAUGUGGCAGAGAUUCUGACUAGUGUAGAAAAGAAUUUCAUACUAGUUGGAUAGAGGAGACCCCUAAGAUAACUUCUCCAUCCCAGGUGGAGAGAGGUAGGUCUGGAGAAUACAUUUUUAGAGUGCCUAUGGGGCUAACAACAAUAAAUGUAUAUGGGAAAGCGCAGCUUGCAUGCCCGUCUUUACCAGGUCUGUAAGUAGAACCUUGUAGUCAACAACAUACUUGGAAGAAUGGGAUUUCUUGAAUCAGGCAUCCAUACCUGCAAAGCAAUAGUAAAUAGAGAGAGGAACGCAUCCUUCAGUUUAAACCAUAGACGGGGGUCCACAUGGCUAGUACUUGGGGAAAGGGCUGAUGCUGUAUAAGGUGUUUUUGCUACCGCUCCUAUCUAUGCCACUCAAUCUCACUGGUAGCCAGUGUGAUAUGUAGAAAAUACUUGGAGGUUUUCUCUUCCAGUUGUAAAUUUCUCAAACUUUAUGGAAUAUAGCCAAAAUACAAGAGGUACAAUUACAGAAUAAGUAUUAUGGGGAUGAUCACAAUUUAAUGGCUCACCGUGCCACAACACCUCCAUCAGCAGUUCAAUUAAUUUAGGAUGGUUUUCGAUUAUAAGAGUACUUCUACUUUUGUUGAUCUAUAUAUCCAAAUAAGUUCAAGAUGUAUUUCUCUAAUCUACCAUUCUAAGGCAUAUAACUGUUUACGGGAAUGCAGUUUAGUUUUAAGAAUACUUAUUGGCAAAGCUUGGGAUUUUCCCAAAUUGUUGAUGUAGAAAGUAACUUCACCAUAAGACGUUACAGGCCUGAUUAUGUGUGGGAGUGAGUUUGCCGGACAAGGGAGGAUGAGAAGGAUGUCACCUGCAAGUAGAUAUUAUACAUGCCAGAGAUGGAUGAAUCAAGUUUAAGAUGAUGAAGUAAAGGCUCUAGUGCAAGAAUGAAUAUUAAAGGAUAAAGGGGACAACCUUGACAUGUGCCAUUGGAGAUAGAUUAUGGUUUCUCCAACAAUAUUGAUAACCAGUGGCAGUUUACACUGAUCGUCCACAACAUUAAAACCACCUGCUUAAUAUUGUGCCUAAUAUCAAAAACGCUCAAGUCAUGGUCUCCACUAGACCUCUGAAUGUGUCCUGUGGUAUCUGGCACCAAGAUAUUUGCAGUAGAUCUUUUAAGUCCAAAAAGUUGCGAGAGGCCUCCAUGGAUUGAAUUGUUGUUCUCGCACAUCCCACAGAUGCUCAUUCAUAUUGAUAUCUGGGAAAUUUGGAGGCCAAACCAACACCGUGGACUCUUUGUCAUGUUCGUCACACUAUUCCUGAACAAUUUUUGCAGUGUGGCAGGGUGCAUUAUGCUGUUGGAGGGGGCCUCUGCCAUCAGGGAACACCAUUGUCAUAAAGGGGUGGAUGUGGUCUGCAAAAAUCUCUAGGUAGUUGGUACAUUUGAAAGUAACAUCCACAUGAAUGUCAGGACACAAGGUUUCCCAGGCUGCCAUCUUCCCAUACAGCAUCCUGCUGCCAUCUCUUCCCAGCCAUCCACCUGAUAUAUAGGAAAAUGUGAUUUAUUAGACUAGGCAACUUUCUUCCAUUGCUCCAUGACAUUCUGACACUCACAUCCCCAUUGAAGUCGCUUUAAGCAGUGGACAGGGGUCGUCUCCGGCACUCUGACUGUUCUGCGUGCGAUACACUAGUAUCCUGACACCUUUCUAUCGUGGCCACCGUUACAUUUUUCAGAAAUGUGAACUACAGUAGCUCUUCUGUGUAAUACGACCAGACAGACUAGUCUUCGCUCCACGCGUGCAUCAAUGAGACUUGGGUACCCAUGACCAAUAAACCGGUUCACCAGUUGUCCUUACCUGCCCCACUUCUAGUAUCUACUAACCACUGCGUACAGGGACACACCACAGACUUGCCUUUUUGGAGAUGCUCUUACCUAGUUGUCUAGCCAUCACUAUAUGGCCCAUGUCAAAGUCUCUCAAAUCUUUUUGCGUGACCAUUUUUCCUGCUAACAACACAUGAAAUUUGAGAAAUGACUGUUCACUUGCUGCCUAAUAUAUCCCACCCCUUGGCAGCUCCUAUUGUGAUGAUAUGUUAUUCACUUCACCUGUCAGUGAUUUAAUGUUAUGGCAGAUCAGUGUAGUAAUGCCGGAUUUGGAUGGAAAUUCAUUAUUAUCAUUAAUAUCAUUAUUACAGUAGCAGACAAGCCUAGUAUUGUGCCCCUGAAAUAGUACGCCCUGUUUGGUUUUAGUCGAGUUCUUCCACUCAACAAAUCUGUUGUGGAAAUUUCAUAUUUUGAAAUGUCAAUUUAACACAGUGUAAGGUUUUGGAAGAAUUAAUUACAUUUUAAAUUGAAUGUAAUAUACUCCCUUUCCUCUUUUGUUAAAAGAUGUGUUCACACACCUUUCCUGUUUUUUAGAAAGAAAAUUGUAUAAUUUUGUAUCUGUUUUCUUGCCAAAGAUAUUGGAACAAAAUAAUAGAAAAUGUUUGGAAUAUCUAGCCAUAGAAGAUUAUUCAUUUUUUUUUAUCUUUGUAUAGAUUUUCUAUACAAUAUGUUAUUCUUACAGUAAUAGUUCUUGAGCUUUUCUUAGAUUCUUAAUACGCAAUCUCUUUUACUUCAGGUAUGUUUUGGGUAUGGAAUUAAACAAUGUCAUUUUGUUACAAGACAUGUCAGUUCAUACAUUUAUUACACGUGUUAUAAGAUGUGUCCGUUCAUACAUUUAUGUGUGUAGAUGAAAUUAAUAUUGAGGAGUGGGAACUCUUAUGUCCCUUAGUAUAUAGCCAGGUGCCUCGGAGCCCUCCUCAAAAGAAGGUAUGUGAUCAUUACACUGCUUUCUCUUGAGUAUUAAACUCUCACCAAUAAAUAUUGGCUCCCAUCACUUUUUAGUUUAGCAUUUUUGUGGAAAGGAGGUUUCAGCUGCAGGUAGAUCAGACUACCUUCUAACUUGGGUUCUUUUGUAAGAGUUUUUUUUAUUUUUAUAUUGGUUUGCCUCUCUACAUCAAGGUGCAGACAAUUUUUUGCCAGGGCAGAGGUCAGUCCUGAGCAGUAAAUUCUACCAUGUGUGUAUGCACAGAAUAGAAAUACAAUAUUUGUCUACUAAUACAUUUAGUCUGUGUCUAACCAUCACACCUUAUUCUCUAAUAAUCCUUGAAUUAUUGCCAGGGAAUUGCACUUUUGUCAAGGAAAUUGCAUAUUUUAGACCAAAGUUGCGAGCUGAGUUGGAUAAAUUCCCAGUUUGGCUAUUUUGACCUAACAUUCUUUUGCUAAUAUUGCUUUUUUCCCUUAAGUAAUUUCUUUCUUUUUGCUCCAUAUAGGCGCUAUUUUAAACGUGUUUUAGUAGCAGCUCGUCCUAGGAAUUCUCAUAUGGUGCUUAAGUGCUUUAAGGACAUACCGCUUGAAGGCUUGGAACAGCUUCUCCCUGUGAUAAAAGUCCGCACAUCCAGCUUUGAUCGCACUUUGAUUAACACCAUGCUUGUGGUCAGCGGAUGUAUUGUUUUUGUCAAUGUGGGCAUGGUGGUGCUCACAGAUCUGAAGAUUGGCAUGUCCCUACUUUUAUUCUGUUUUGUUGGAUUUAUGACUUUCCGAACUUGGAAGGUAAGAUCAUUAAAUGAAAUAUUUAACCCCUUAAGGACCAAGCUUAAUUUGUUUUUCACUUAAGGUUUAAAGCAAUUUUUGCAUUUCUGCUCUGUGUGUGUUCAGUUGCCAUCUUUCAUGUUUUAUUGCACCAACACAUAUUAUAUACCGUCUUUUUAAAGGGCAAAAUGGACUUUAAUUUGAUGUUACAGUAAAAUUUAUGAAAGUGUAAAUUUCUAUUGAAAUUUGCACUUUUUCCAAAAUGAACAAAAAGGACUUUACACAUAAAGCUUUUCAGCAAGCUAAAGUGCUUUAAGGGUCUGGAGUGUGCCUUUAAUUCUAAUCUUAAUCCUAACCCUAUAAAUAAUGUUAAAAGAAUUUCCUCUCCUGCUGUCAACAGAUGAAUUCCCUUGCUGAUUUCAGCAGAGGGAUUCCAUUGCUGGCCCUAAUCCUAAUCCAAACGCUAAUCUGAAACCCUAUAAAUAAUGUUAGAAGGAUUCCAUCUGCUGAUGUCAACAGAAUCAUUCCCUUGCUGAAUUCAGCAGAGGGAUUCCCUUGCUGGCCCUAUUUAUAGUCCAAACGCUUAUCUGAAUCCUUGUCCUAAAAUUAAUUCUAAACCAAUCUUAAAAAUAAAUGUAACUAGAAACCGAAUACUAAACCUAACAUGUAUUUUAAUCUUAAUCCGUAAUUUAAUCCUUAUCCAAAAGGUUUUUCUCUGCUAAUAUCAGUAGCGAUAUUAGCAAAGGGAAUUUGAAACUAAAACAGAGUGGCAUGUUGCUGCCAUCUACUGGCUAUUUUCAGUAUGACAGCUUUAUAUCUUUAACAGUGACAUAGUACUGUGUUUCCUCGAAAAUAAGCUUUAGUUAAUUUUCAAAAAAUGCUCGUAAUGUAAGCACUACCAUGAAAAUAAGUCCUAGUCGCAAGUCGCUUGUUUGCUAAUCUAUGUUAGGUGAUAUUUCUCCGAAAAUAGAUUUGCGGGAUUCCUCUUGUGAGUUAGCUAAUCUAUGUUCGGGAAAGUUUCCCUGAACGUAGAUUUGUUGGAUUCCAUGUACUAUUGAACUGGUCUAUGUUCAGGGGAAUUCCUAGUGCGUGCUUGCUACCGUUUUUCCUAGAGAUAAGACAUCCCCCGAAAAUAAGCUCUAGUGUGCUUUUCAGGGAAAAAUAUUAUAUAAGACCCGGUCUUAUUUUCAGGUAAACACGAGUAUGCCCAAGAGAUUUUUCUGUAUGGAGCUUAUUCAUUAAACAUGCUGUUUAGAUGUGCUGACACCAGAGAUAUAAAAUAGUGUUGGGUUGAGUGCAGAGCUUUGUCACUACUAUGUAACAAAGCUUGAGCUGAACUUUUUUCUUACAAUAAAACAGGAGUUCCCAGUGGUAACCUCAAUAUCUUCGUACUGAUGGCAGGAUAGUGCCUGUUUGGACGGGAUGCUCUGUCACCUCUGAGAGCUGGCAUUGGUAAAUUGGAUAAGUGGAUAAUGUCCAUUGGGAUAAUGUUUACGUUGGCACAAUGAGUUCAGAUCAGUGUGUGCACCCGUGUUUGUGUGUGUGAAACAGGAAAUAUACAACUGUUAGUUUUCCUCUUUUUAUACAAUUUUCUAUCAAGGAUAUUUAAAACCGGUACCCCAAAAUAAUUUUUCACCAGUUGUUAAAUUAACUUAGCAAAUUACCUUGAAGUAGUUAUUACUGUGAAGUUUUUCACUUGUACAGAUUUCCACCAUUUUUGUCAUUGUAAGUCUUUGUCAUGGGUUUAAUGUUGAUGUCUUUCAGGUCUUUUCUCAGCGGCGUAAAACUCAUUCACUGGAACUUGCCCACAUGCUAUAUUACAAAAGUACUUCUAACAAUGCUGAGCUGCUUGGGGCCAUCACAUUGAGGGCUCAAGAAGAGCAUGCAAAGGAGGUGAUCUUAGCACAAACCAUACUGAAGCACCUUAAUAGUCAUGAUAAUGAAGCAGAAAUGGGUAUGUGCAAGAGUAAAACUACAUCUAAAAAUAUUUUUGAUUUUAAGUUGUUUUAUAUAGAUAUGCUACGGUACUCAACCUGUAGCACUCCAGCUAGUUUUAAAAUGGGUUUCUGUUGCCAGGCUUUGAGUAUUUUAGUUCAUCCAACACUGUAUGAAUACAGACUGGCCUCGAAGAUAGUAUUUUACAACGUAUUAAAAAGUUAUAAACGUAGAUGACAAAUGUCAUCUAGAACUGAACCUACAGUCAUAAAAAAGUGGGAAGAAGAUCUUAAGAUCAAGAUUGAUCAAUAUGAAUGGGAAAGAUCCCUUGACAUCACAUACAAAUAUAUACCAUUGUAUUAACUUAAGAGAAACACAGUAUAAGGUACAAAACAGAUGGUUCUGGGUACCGGCAAGACCGGAGAAAUUGAAAGAUAUUAGCAGGGAUUCAGAUAUUUACUGUUGGAGAUGCGGAAAAGACAAAGGCAGUAUGAUGCAUAUGUGGUGGAAUGGUCCAUUAAUAAGAAGCUGUGGGAAAAUGUAUUCACGUUUAUAGAAGAUAUAAGUAAUAAGAAACUAGAAAUAAGCCCAGAACUGGCUCUACUAAAUUUAAAGAUGAAAAAUACACAGAAAGAUAUCCUUCCUAUAAUUUUACAUAUACUAGCUGCAGUAAAACUAAUGAUUGCAAAAAAACUGGAACACAAGUAACAUUCCUAAACUGGAGACAUCAUUAAUCAAGCAAAUCUUCUGGCAAUGGAAAGGGGCUGCCAAAAAAAAGAACAAACAUAGAGAAAGAUCACCUGGGAAUAUUGGCAAAAAAAAUUAAAAACCCUCUAGAAGCAUGUAUGAUUAUAAUCAGAUAAGGUUAAUAAAUAGAUUUCAAUUAGUGACUCUCUCUCAAGGGAUAGUUAGGUGACUUUGUGUGUAAAUGUAAUGAAAAUUAGUAAUUUAUUGCUGACACUGUAAGGAUUUAUUACUCUCUACUUUAUAAUUCUGAAAGUAAACAGGUAAAAAAGGAAAGGAAAAAAAUGGGGAAAGAAAAGGAAAAAAGGGAAGAAAUAUAGAAGUUACUGUUAUAAAGGAGAUAAAAGGCCACUUGCACUUAUUAUUUUGUGUGUGUUUUUGUAUAAGAGAAAAAUUCAAUAAAAAAUAAAGUUAUAAACAUACCUAUAAACUUGCUAAAGCUCGUGGAGCAACUUAUUGCUCGUUCUUGUGCUUUGUGCAGACCACUGUCGGUGAGAGUUUUCUUUUGUCUGGAAUUGAGCCAUAGCUCCAACAAUACUUUUUCAUAAUGUCAUAGGUUGCUAAUGAUAACUAAUUUCAUUUGAAAUUGAUCAUAACAUUUGUAAAUCAAAUCUCUCACAGAUUUUUUUUUUAAUAUUCUUUCAAGAUCCUAGAACAGUUGAUCAAAUCAAAGAGAGGGCGGAGGCCUGGUUGCAAGCAAAAACAGGACUGGAAAUAUAUUUUCCUGCAGAACGAGCUCUCCAAAACCUUAAGCUGUUGGAUAAGACGCAGUAGAAGGCGAUCAUCAAAAUUACUAGAAAGCACAAAUGAGACAUUGUGUUUCAAGGAUUGUGGUCACAACUGUUGAAUACUGUUGAUCAAAAAGUUUAUUGCACUUAUUUUGUUUGAAUGAACCAUGCUGCUGCUGUUCUUGCAUGUUAAUCAUAAUGUAAACUUGGAAAUAUUUCUUAUGAUUGUUCGGUGACUGUCUCUUCUUCUGAUGCUUGUCCACAGGUCAAAGAACUCUUGAAAUAUGUAUAUAUCUGUUCUUGUGGACAGUGGAAAUGCUUAUGUUUUAUGGUUGCCACUGUGCGUCUAUAUUUAUGUAGUAACUCCUUAUAAAAGAAAAAUUAUCCUUUGUGUAGCAACUGUUGUAAGGUAUAGAUGCAAAAACUUAAAAAAAAAUAUAUAUAUUGGAUGACCAUGAUGUUUGAUGCACAUUUGUUUGGUAAGUAUGGUGGUUCUCAAACCAUCAAGGCACCCCUAACAGUCCAGAAUUUUGGUAUUACCCAGUUGUGUCUAAGGUGUUGUUUUUACAACUGGGUAAUUCCAAAAACCUGGACCUUCAGGGGUGCCUUGAGGAUUAGUUUGGCAACCACUGGGUUAGUAUCCCUAAAUAUUUUGUUUUUACAACAACUACAGGCGUUUCAGAGUAAAACUCUGUCAAGGUGCUGGAAACCAGUUAAGUAAUAUUUAUGUAACUCUAAUUUUAACACAACAAAGGAAGGUGGACAGAAGAAGGAAACCUAUAGGCCGAAAUAACUUAUUAUUUUUGGGACUAUAUGUUACAUUUAACAGAUGCUGUAAUAGUGAUCUUUAUGUAAUUUAUGUUAAUUUGCUCUGAAUGUGUAGGAAAUUGAUAAAUCAUUCUUAUACAACAUUCUGAAGAUUUCAGAUUCCUUUUGUAGGUAUCAAAAGGGGAAGGGUAGACACGCUCACCAUUAACUAAAAGACACAGAUUUUUUGCAGAUACCGUACCUUAAUAAAAUGCAUUCGCAGCAUAUCACAAAUUUAACCAGGUGUUGAAUGUUCCAAUAUAAUCUCACUGUACAUGUUUUGUCCUGGCAGGACUUCCUGUGGGUACCCAGGUGUCUACUAAGAGGAAGUCCUGCUGGGAUGAAAGGCAUAGGGUGAGGCUAUAUGAAACAUGCAAUAAGUUAGUGUCUUUUACUUAAAAAUGGCGAACGUUUCUGCACUAUCAAUGUCUCCUGCUUUAUUUGUAACUUUAUGGAGAGUCAUGAGUAUUUUUCCUACCCUGGCUGCAUAAAUGCAAUAUUCUACGGUUCUAUUUAUUUGUGGCUUGUUUGCUACAUUUCCAUUUUUAUAGAACUGUUUAUGUAGUUGAUAACAAAUUAAUUUUAAAAUACAGCAGGUGGGUAAAUAGGUGCAUAACAAUGUAAGGCCUAUUUUGUAGUAAUGCUAUUCCAAUAUAUUUUUAUUCAUGGAUAUUCGUUGUUUGGAUGUGGUCCUAAAACUCUGGGUAUGACAGCUGAUUACCGGUCCUCCAGAAAUAUUCUCUGGCUGCGGGGAGUGUUUUGCUCCACCCACUCGGAUGAACCCAAGAGGUUCUACAUACAUAUUGCUGGCACCAUCUACUUUUGUGAUGGAACUGUUCUCCUACAGAGUUAUUCACAAGAAUGAGAAUUUACAGUGAAUUUGAAAUUUAAGGUCAAAAUAGCUGAACUUGAAAACUUCUUUAAUUCAGGUAUGCUUCCAGUUCAGCUACUUAGCCCUUAAAAUGUAAAUUCACGUUGAAUCCUCACAAGAGUGAAUAACCCUGUUAGUUACUAAGUUCUGUCUUGUCAUUAUAAAAUGUGGCUCUCCUUUCUUAACAUGCACUAAGCCAACAUAGUUCGUGUAUGUGAUUGCCACUUAUAUGCCAUGAUUGGUUGGAAUUAACAGACCGAGAAUUUUUACUAAAUGCAUUGAGUUUAUAUUUUUAUGUUCUAUUUAUAUAUUUAAGCAACUGUUUGCAAUAGCAUGCUACAUAUAUUUUUUUUAUAAUAUAUACUGUGCACUUGUUAUCAGUGUAUCAUUUACCGCAUUAAACAAUCUAUAAUGUAGAGUCUCAUUUUUAUUGAAAAGAAAAAUCCAGAAUAAGACAAUGUAACCUUUCAAUAUGCACUUCUGAUGUUUCAUUAGCAGCCUUCCUCAACUAAACACUAAUACAUUUUACUAGGAGCAACUAAAAAGUUGAAUCACAGCUGUAAACCC
This is a messenger RNA of Pelobates cultripes (western spadefoot toad), 28466 nucleotides long. The record is from the annotation of a GenBank genome assembly. Lineage: Eukaryota; Metazoa; Chordata; Amphibia; Anura; Pelobatidae.